CCGGCAAACAGGGCCAAUUUGCGAUCCCAAGGGGUGUUUGAACACACCGAGGACUUCCUGGAAGGCAAGGUGUCUGGACCCCAAUGGAGAACGAUUCGCUCAGCUACCCCUACGAGUACGGGGACUACAGUGACCUUCUGGAUGUCCCCGUGGACUGCCGGGACGGCGCCUGCCUCUCCACCGACACGGUCCGCGUGGCCCCUCUGCUGCUGUACGCUGCCGUCUUCCUGCUGGGCGUGCCGGGCAACGUCACGGUGGCCUGGGUGGCCGGGAAGGAGGCCAGCCGGAGGGUUGGGGCCACCUGGUUCCUGCACCUGGCCGUGGCCGACCUCUUGUGCUGUGUGUCCCUGCCCAUCCUGGCGGUGCCGAUCGCCCGGGAAGGCCACUGGCCCUACGGGGCCGCGGGGUGCCGGCUGCUGCCCUCGGCCAUCCUGCUGUCCAUGUACGCCGGCGUCCUGCUGCUGGCCGCCCUCAGCGCUGACCUCUGCCUGCUGGCCCUUGGGCCCACCUGGUGGGCAGCGGCUCGGCGGACUCGUGCGGUGCGGGUGGCGCAGGGCGCGGCCUGGGCGCUGGCCUUGCUGCUGACCGCGCCCUCGGCGCUGCACCGCCGCCUGCACCAGGAGCACUUCCCGGCCCGGCUCCUGUGCGUGGUGGACUACGGGGGCUCCGCCGCGGCCGAGGGCGCCGUGACCGCCCUGCGCUUCAUCUUCGGCUUCCUGGGGCCCCUGGUGUUCGUGGCCGGCUGCCAAGGUGCCCUCCUGUGCCGAGUGACCCGAUGCCACUGGCCUCUGGGCGUGGCGGUCAUGGUGGGGUUUUUCGUCUGCUGGGCCCCCUACCACAUCCUGGGGCUGGUCCUCACCGUGGCUGCCCCAAACUCUGCGCUCCUGGCCCGGGCCCUCCGCGCUGAACCCCUGGUCGUGGGCCUGGCCCUGGCUCACAGCUGCCUCAAUCCCAUGCUCUUCCUAUAUUUUGGGCGGGCUCAACUGCGACGGUCACUGCCAGCUGCUUGUCACUGGGCCCUGAGGGAGUCUCAGGAUGAGGAGGAAAAUGUAGUAAGCAAGGUAUUCACCAGUCAUGACCUGGUGUCAGAGAUGGAAGUGUAGGCAAGAGGGACACUGGCUUUUUAAUCUCCUAUUCCAUUUCACAAAUAGCUUCAGGCAAAGCUGGAUCCAGGAGUUUCAUUUUCUCCCUUCAUUCAAAGAACAUUCAUAGGCCCUUGCUGUAUGCCAGGCCCUGAUAUAGGCAUCAGGGUACAGUAG
Messenger RNA from Urocitellus parryii (Arctic ground squirrel), 1259 nucleotides. It is a transcript of the gene C5ar2, whose product is annotated as complement C5a receptor 2. The record is from RefSeq and is a predicted model, not a curated record. Gene Ontology annotation, molecular function: G protein-coupled receptor activity; complement component C5a receptor activity. Gene Ontology annotation, cellular component: plasma membrane. Gene Ontology annotation, biological process: phospholipase C-activating G protein-coupled receptor signaling pathway; positive regulation of cytosolic calcium ion concentration; complement receptor mediated signaling pathway. NCBI's taxonomy places the organism in Eukaryota, Metazoa, Chordata, Mammalia, Rodentia, Sciuridae.